Messenger RNA from Spodoptera littoralis (African cotton leafworm), 1875 nucleotides. Lineage: Eukaryota; Metazoa; Arthropoda; Insecta; Lepidoptera; Noctuidae. The record is from the annotation of a GenBank genome assembly.
AUGAACUACGGGGUAGAAAAAUCACCUUUGUCACAGGCACCAGUCACUCGCGAGAAGAUGGAGAAGUGGGUGGACGCCCAGGUGAAGGGGGAGAAGGCAGACAUAGACGUCUACGGGAAACCAACGGACAAGAUGCUGAAGGAACUGGAAAAUGUCAGGAACCUCAGCAAAGAGUUGCAGGAUAAUCUUCACGAAUUAGAAAACUCGGUCCGCAUUGCUGAGGUGGAGAAUCAAGCAAUGAAUCCAACUGCUCAAAUCCUGGACUUCUCAGAAGACCAUGAGUUCGUGCCCGACAACAAGGACACUUACUACGCAGAAGAAGAUAAAGUGGAUGCCAAAGAAGAAGAGAAGAAGAAGCUAACGAAGGGUAAAGGACCAAAAACAGAGAUACAAGAGUUUUAUAAGGAUCAGUGUGUGUUUUUGACGGGGGGGACUGGAUUUUUGGGUAAAGUUUUAAUAGAAAAAUUGAUUCGUUCCUGUGGAGAUAUAAACACGAUUUAUGUAUUGGCAAGAAAUAAGAAAGGCAAGGACCCCAGGGUGCGGCUACACGAGAUGAUGGACGAGUUUCUUUUCCAUAGAGCUCAUGAGGAGAAUCCUAAAGGAAUCCACAAGGUGGUCCCAAUAUUAGGAGACAUGGAACUGCCGGGAUUAGGCAUCAACGAAGAAGACAGAAAGAUGUUAGCAAGCAAGGUCACAAUAAUUAUUAACGCUGCUGCAACCGUGAAGUUUGAUGAAAAACUCUCAGUUUCCACGGCUAUCAACGUAAAGGGUACUAAAGAGGUUCUGAAGCUGGCUAAGGAGUGUCGGAACCUGAAGGCCAUUACUCACGUAUCCACUGCUUUUUCGAACACACAAGUCAAACACAUUGAAGAAAAAUUCUACGAGCCCCCAAUGUCGGUUGAGGCUCUGGAAGCCAUUUCAGAAGUUGAUGAAAAACUGGUCGAGAGCAUCUUGCCAACACUACUAGGAACCCGUCCGAAUACCUAUUGCUUUACCAAAGCCGUAGCUGAAGAAGCUGUCAGGACUUACGGGGAAGGACUCCCCAUUUGCAUCGUCAGACCCUCCAUAGUUGUAUCUACAUACGAAGAGCCUGUGCGAGGGUGGACAGACAGUGUGUACGGACCCACGGGGCUUGUCGUCGGCAUUGGAACAGGGGUUCUUCGAACAAUGUACAUGGAUCAGGAGAAGGUGGCUGAUAUGGUGCCAGUGGAUCUAUGCGUCAAUGCCAUCCUAGCGUCAGCCUGGCACACUGCCAAGAAUUACAAGGAAAACCAAACUUCUCAUAUCCCGAUCUACAACUACGUGUCUGGAGCACAAAAUCCCCUGACUUGGGGAGAGUUUAUCGAGAGGAACCGUAGAUAUGGUAUCGAUAAACCAACUACAAAGGCUGUUUGGUACUACGGAUUAAACCCGACGAAUAAUUACUAUUUGUUCCUUUUCUACAACUUCUUCCUACAUUACUUGCCUGCUUUAAUGAUCGACACCUACUGCGCUAUCACCGGGAAGAGACGGGCAAUGCUAAAGUUGUACUCAAAAGUAAUGAAACUCGCCAAUAUUUUGUUUUAUUUCUCAACGCAAGAUUGGAAGUUUUCUGAUAUGAACGUGAGGAAUAUGUGGAAUUCCCUGUCUGAUGCCGACCGAGUCGUAUUCCCAUUCAGCAUGGGAGAAAUGUCUUGGGAAUACAUGUGCGAAACUUUCUUAGUUGGUCUAAGGGUGUACCUUAUAAAAGACGAUCUAUCAACUUUACCUGAAGCCAGGAAAAAGUGGAACAAGCUCUAUUACCUUCAUCAGAUCCUGAAAAUCAUCACACUGUCUUUAGUUUUAUACUUAACCUAUUUUGUAUUACAGCCUAUAAUUGCUCUCGUAUUCAAUUGA